Molecule: messenger RNA, 1328 nt
Organism: Aspergillus welwitschiae
Lineage: Eukaryota; Fungi; Ascomycota; Eurotiomycetes; Eurotiales; Aspergillaceae
Product: SAP domain-containing protein
Exons: 1
Coding region: 110-1075 (321 amino acids)
Biological process (GO): poly(A)+ mRNA export from nucleus
Cellular component (GO): nucleus
Source: RefSeq, a predicted model, not a curated record
UGUCGCAACUUGCUUGCGCGCUCACAUACCUUACCAUUACCCUGGUCUAUUACGAUACGCACCUACCUACCUCACUUCCUAUCCUCCUAUCGCAUUACAUCUCAUCAAAAUGGCUACCGACUACAGCAAGAAGACCAACGCCGAAUUAAUCGAGAUCCUCAAGUCGCGCAAUCUCCCCCAUACGGGCAAGAAAGCAGAGAUGGUCGCUCGGCUACAGGAGAACGAUAACAGUGCUGCCCCGUCUGAGGAGAAGCCUGCUGCUGCCGCUGCUACGAAGGGUAGUGGCGAUAACAACACAGACGAUGUCAUUGACUGGGAAGACGAUGAGGUCCCUGCUGGUGAGGCGGCUGCUAAGGCGUCGACUGCGACGGGCGCGGCGGCCAUCGCGGCCGGUGGAAAAGGCGAGGUAGAGAAUCCUGUCAAGGUCCCGAAUCAGAAGUUGGAUGAGGAGGCGAAUCCCGCGACGGCGAAUGAUUUGAAAGUGGAACAACCUGGUGAUGCUGCGCAGCAGCAGGCGAAGGAAGAAGAGGGUGCUGUUGCUGCUGCCGCAGCUGGCGCUACCGAGAAGGAGGGAGAGGAGGAGAAGAAGCCGGCAGUUACUUACUCCGCUGGGUUGCCGAUUACGGAGAUGGAGGAGGAAUUGAAGAAGAGAAAGGCUCGCGCGGAGAAGUUCGGUGUCACGGAGGAGUCCAAGGCUGCGAUUGAGGCGGCGGAGAAACAGCUUGAGCGGGCGAAGCGGUUCGGUACUGCGGCUCCGGCUCCUGGGGAAGUUGGUGUGAAAAAGUUGGAUGAGGCGUUGCCGGAGAAGGAGGAGAAGUCACGCAAGAGAGGUCGCGGUGAUGAGCAGAGCGGUGGUGGUGGUCGCGGCGGGAAGAAGAGGGAUCUUGGAGGGAGGAACAGAUUCCGCGGCAGAGGAGGACACGGUGGGAACCGUAACCAGGGUCAAGGUCGUCCUCAGAAGCAACAGAAUGGUGGUGGUGCUACUGCUGCUGCUGGGGCCAAGACCACUAAUUGGAGUGAAAAGGACGUCCAGGCCAUGGAAGCUCGGAAGAAGAGGUUCGGAGCUGCUGCUUAGACCCAGAGGAGGGUCGCAAUGUGAUAUUCCGGUUCAUAUUUCUGCUAUCUCUUCUUCUUUCUUUACAGGUUACUGGCGUUUUAGGGGAAUUCAAGCUUUGGUCUGAAAAUAUGCUGUUGUGUACAUGUUGCGAACUGGAGUCGCGGUUGACGGUGUGAGGGAUAAUGUGAUAACUUGGCCUGGGUGCCACUAAGAAGUGCCGGACCUGGUCGAUCGGGUCGGCCAUUGUGUAACUGGCAAAUACGAUUCGGUU